UGCAAGAUGGCGUCAAGUAGGCCUUCGAGCAGAAGUAGAAAACCGAAGCGUCCAUCUAGCCCUGCCGUGGCCUCCGCUCCUCCAAGCAAGCGAAAAAGACCUUUAACUGUAAGUUAAUCUAUUUGUAAAACAUUUAAAUUCAGUUUUGUAAUGUUUUCUUUUGCUUUAGCCCUGUGUAGCUGACGAGUUAGAUUCAACAUCAAGUAGUCCGUCAUCAUAUAGUGCUGUCAGCGAGGCCAGUACUCAGCCAAACGGCCACUUUGUGUUCAAAGAUUCUAAUUUCGAAGUAAGUUUGGUUACUAUACUAUAAAUAUUUUUGUAGUAGAAAUAAGAGGUAAUUUGUGUCUUCUCAAAGAUGUAUAUGAUUAAAACAUAUGAUAAAUUUUGUUCAUACUUCAGCACUCUGGUGUCAAUGCAGGCAAGAAAAGGAUAUGGAAAAAUUUAAAACAAAUAAUGACGUUAGAAAGGGGACUGCCAUGGAAACAAGAUGAUCCAACAUGUAAGUAGCCCAGCUUAUGGUUAUCAUUUAUUUUAUCUCUCAGUCAGUUUAUGCGCCAUGAUUGGUCAACUUAGCCAGCCGUAUUUCACAAUUUGGCCCACAAAUUUUUUUAUUUUUUUAAUUGAAAUCUUUCCUCCUCUUCCAUUUGAACUCAAAGAUACAAUAAAUAUUUUACUAACCUUAUUUUCUUGGUCCAUACCGUACGUUACAGAACUUUUCAGUCCAAACUAUUUUACCUUAGGACCAGCAACAAAUGAUCUUCUAAGGAAAAUAGGUAUUAAAAAUAAGUACAUGUGCACCUUUUGGGAAGCUGAAUUAGAGAACCUAACUCACCUGUUUUGAUUUUGUACCAUUUGGAAAAAGUUUAAGUAAUGGUUGGUAAAUGACAAACACUUUGCAACACUACAGGAUACAGACCUUAUCAGAACUUAUCCUUCAUAAUUGGUUUGAGACCUAAUGCUUUCAAAAACAAAAUUAAUCCAUCUCUAUUUUUAGUUGUGAGAUAUUUGAUCCAAAUUUGUUGAAUAGGAGAUUGAGUACCCAGUUCUGUGUUUUCUCUUCCUUUAUAACCUCAUUUUCACUGUCUCACAAAUUGUCUCUUGAGCCUCUUUCCUCUGGCAUUUUAUGUUGAAACAGCCUACAGUAGAUUAAAGCAAAAAGCCAUGUAGUUGUAUCCUCUUAAUUUUUUUUUUCUCUUAAGUGAUGUCCAUAUAGUAUUGUCUGUAAUUUAAAUGUAUCACAAAAUAAUAGUAAUUAUAAUAAUAAUAAUGAAAAAAGGAAGUUACAAAUUCUCAGUUUUUUUACCUGGAUUUAUGGUCCCUCACACAGUGUGCUAGAGGGCUCUAAGUCUGAGCAGAAAAAGCUUGGUCCAUAAGUUACAGUGCAGACCUCAAACUCAGUUAGUAAAUGGUAUCUCUUGAGCCCUAAGGUACACCAAGGGUUAAGCUGGAUAGAAUGUUAAGCAUGACUUGGUUUUUCAGUGGUAAUCUCAUUUUGUAUCUCCAGACAGCAGCAUAGAUGCCCCACCUUCAUUCAAACCAGCCAAAAAAUAUGCCGACCUCUCUGGCUUACCAGUAAGUAGUAUUUGAAUGACAUUCCCAUUUUUUAGUAUUUAUUUGUAAAUGGUCUUGAUAGUUCAUUGACUCCCUGUCAUUGCGUCUGAACAAGUCAGAUGCAAGAGAUGAUGAAGUUUCAGAUUUUAUUGACUUGAGUGAAAAGGAAUCAGUGUGAAAUUGUUUUUUGGCAGAGAAAUACAUUGUAGUUUAACACUGACAGAGUCUGAUUCUGUUUUCUGUUUAUGUUUUUCAUCAUUUAUGAAAUGUAGGUUUAAUUUAGCUAAUCCAGCCUCUGACCUUGUGUUAUGAUCUGUUUUAGUUUUUUUCUUCUGGAUUGUUAUUUUUUGUGUAAAUUAGGAACAAACUUUUUGGCAGAUCAAGGUGACUGACUUUCCUGCAGGGAACUAGUUUUUGUUAACUAUCCUCUUUAAGCACUAGAGCAUUAACAAGGAGAAGAAACAAUUAUUUCAACUUAAACAGUUUUGCAGGUAGUUGUACAGAGUUGUACUUUUUCACAUUCUGAAUUCCACACCUAAGGUGUCCAUUUUUUGGGAUGUCCUAGUGUGUACAUUAUGUGUGGGGAUUGUGACCAGUCAGUAAAGAUCAGAGCUACAAAAAUGUUAGGCUGCAAGGCAUUUAAGAUUUUUGUCAAGGAUAAAAAAUCAAAUUCUUGUCCUUUUCAGGCUAAAUACAAAGACCCGAGAACUGGAAUACAAUACAACAACUCCAUGGAAUUUGGUUCAAUUCGUAGUUUGCCUAUGGAUAUUGUUAGCGGGUAUCUGACCUUGCGGAAAGCGGCACCUACAUGAAUUAAGUUAGUUGUAUAUUGAAUUUUGGAUGUUAAUUUAAUCAUGUAAAUAGUUGAAAUAAAAAAAGAACUCAAGUUAUUUCUGUGAAAUAGUGUGUCUUUCCUUGAGUUGGUUUUUGAUUUUGAUGCGUAAAAAACAAAGUGCUUAGUUUCAAGAAAUUUUAUUCAGCUUUCUUUCAAGCCCCUCUUCCCCCUACCCUUUCGUCUUCCCUCUUCAAGGAUUCAAUGAUGUCACAUCACCUGUCACGCAAUCCUGUGAUAAACCUGGUAACAACAUGGCAGGCGAUGAGCACCAUGUAAACAAAGGCAAAUUUUACCUGCAAGGUGAAGGUAUGAACGAUAAGUCGAGGGAACUUUACGAAAGAAACGCUUUGGGGAACAUUGUCUCGCACCUAUUUCCGGGGUAUGGAGAGUUCUAUGCGGUUCCGUGGACAGCAAAGAAAGAGAUUUUCGAACUUUUGUCAGUGUUCGUCAAAAAUGGUUGUGAUACUUUCGAAUACGUUGGAAGUUUACGUAAGAAUGGGGGAAUCUUGGCGGAAGAGACGAGUGACUUAUUGCAUGUUUUGAAACCUCAUAUGCACAGUAGCUCAAAGAAAGAAGUAAACAGAUAUUUAACUGCGCUAAAGCAACCAUUUUCGCGCCGUGUGAGUGAACUUUUUAUUGAUGACUUUGUUGGCCGUCCAGAGGGAAAGAUUUUUGGCUGGAUCGAUUUAGGGACAACGCAGAUUGAGUACGUGGACCCUGUUAAGCUUACUGCAAGAGUGAACAAGUCGAGAAUUGAUCAAGAGUGUUCGCAGCUUGCGGGGAAAACACACAUAUACGUAAUUUGUAAGGUGGGGAUAGCCAUUGACUUACAGUGAUUUUCCAGCUAAUAUUUUCUCAUAUGAUAUCUUCCGAAUUAUAGGCUCCAUAUGUUGGUGGUCUUUCCUAGGGGGCUCUGUAUACUCUCCUAACCUUAAGAUAAAUAAUAAAAAAUAUCCAAUCCUGUGGUGUUGUUACAUACAGUGUUGCCCUUAAUAAUAGUCAGAGGGAUUCAAACCACGAGCAAACUUGAGUGGACCUACAUGUGCCCGAGGCAAAUGGUGGGUGUUAAAUUAAACUGGCUCCCCAGGGUUUUUUUUUAAAGGAGAGGAUGAUUGCAAUCGGUUCAGCAGAGUGCAGAAUGUAAUCUGAAAUGAAAUCUUUAGUGAAAAGGAAAGGAUAUGAAGUUUGGAAUCUUCAUGGUAAUUGUGAAGAACAGCUCCUUGAAAAACCUGGUUGGCUGACAGUUGACCAACCUUCGGCUGACAGGUUAUAAUUACCAAUUGACAAUAUACUCGGAUACCUAUGGGCCAACAAGUUUACUUAAAAUUGUCGGCCAACAAGUUUUUCAAGGGAGUUCUUCUUCACAAUUACAGCCUUCUGGAUGCACCCUUUGUGUCUUUUAAUCAUUUUGUACAUGCAUUUAUUAAGAACACCCUCAUUAUAGGAAAGUUUUCCCAUUGGACAAACAAAACAAAGCAACUCUUUCUAAAUAUACUUUUGUUUGGAGGUCUCUGUUCAAGAUUUCCUAAGAGGCAAGAUAUUUUUUGGUUCUUUGUCAUUAUUAAAUGUUAAGAGACUAUUAACACAUUUUAAACAACAUACAAACAAAAAAUUAGACUGAUGUAAAAUUUGUAAAUGUAUGGUUGCCUACCCUACCAUUAUGUAAUCAGUGUGUAACCCAAAUUAACAUAAAUACUACCAUAAAUGUUCUUCAUUUCAACAGAAUUUUUCACUUUGUUUGUAGGUAUGUGACUCUGAAAGACUCCAUUACUAUCCAGCUGUCGAAUACAGAUCAAAUUCGUGGCUUGGUAAUGAUAAAUCAUUACUAGAAAACCAAAUCAGACUUUGCACCAAGUCUUUGGAUAGAUGUUGUAUUUCUCUGGAUGUGAGAGGUCCAAGAGCAUUAAGUGUCUGCCGCAUCCCACUGACCUGUGGUGGGAUACUUGGCAUACCCAUGUAUGAUGUCAAACUUACCUCAACGAACUGUUUUAGGACAGAUUGGGAAGGAAAAACGUUUUUUGCUCAAGGUAAACUCAUUCAUUGCUUACAUUCUCAAAGGUGAAGGGCAGCCAAAUGUAAAUCAGGUUCUCAUGCAGGCAUUCUACUGCCCUAAAUUGUGUCUACACAAUUACCCAUGAGACUGAGCUGUUUAUUUGUUUGUGUUUGAUACAAUUUGGAAAAGCUGCAAAUAGUGUGCAACAUAAUCUAUAAACAGUGAAAAAGUGCCCUCUUAGCUCUUUCCUCCUGGCUAAUAUGAUCAAUUAGCUGGGAUAUGUGUUCCAAUUAAUUGAGGACACAUCUACCUUAGUUUGUAUGCUGUUACAAGAUGUAAUGUUUCACUGAGCUGAUCUUUCCUGUAUGAUAUACACAGUAUCUUGUUUCACCAUCUACAAUUAGGUCUUUUGCCUCACUGACGAUUGUUUUCAACUGUCCAUCCUUAUAGGAUGUUGACUGACUGCUGUCAGAUCUGGCAGAACUUCUAAAGACCUGUAUGUGAGCUUAAGAUUUGCUGCACUGGACACAGUGCAGGUAGAUUAUAACAUUCUUAGGACCUUGCGGGAUAUCAUAAACUGCAAUACAGAAAAAUUUAUAGCCAGUGAACACCUGGUACUGAAUACUGAGCAUAAAAACCAGCGACAGCAUUUGGUAAUCAUUUAAUUUACUUUUAAAGUCACUGGUUUUUAAUGAAUCAUUUGGUUUGUAGUGCUAAUUUCUGUUUACAUUUUACAGUCAUACUGUGAGAUUAUUCUGGGAAACUUUACAUUAUUGAAACAGGGAACAUAUAACUAAAAAACUCAUACACUUUCAUGUGAUACUUUAGAACUUGAUUUUGAGUUUGUUAACUGGUUGACAUCCCAAGUACAAGGCAUGAGAACCAAACAUUUCUGGCAGCCUGCACUGAGAAAGCUGUUUAGUUUUCCUGCGAUAGAUGAUAGACAGGUGGCACUGGAGUUUUUGCUUGAAACCAUGAAGAAAUUUCAGGUAAUCAUUUAUUUUAAUAUUGUGUGUAGUAUAGCUUGUAGAACAGGUGCUGGGAUAGGUGGGUAAGAUUGGGUCUCACUGACUUUCAGUGUUUAUUGAGCAGGCUCUUAAACUUUUAACCAUGAGGUAAUGUGCACUAGUAGUGGAGAAGCUAACAACAGUCAGCAAUGUCUCAAAAUUAAAGCCUGGGCUUGGGUCAUCAUCAACAAAGUCAUUUAAAAAGUUCUCUUCUCUUGUGAAUGGAUUUAGUUCUUGAAAUGGAUUGAUCAAAUCAGCCGUCAGUGAUGUUGUUUUUUUGAGACACUUAAUAUGCUGGCUUAUUAUGCUGGUUUAAUACUUUGUCUUUUUGUGGUGAAUACAUAAUUUGUGAGGUAAAUAACUCAUGCAAAAAGGUGUUUGGGUUAUUUAAUGUGGAGAGAAUAAGGCAGCUUAAGUUGUGGACAGACUUUUAAACUGAAUUUUGUCUUAUGCAUUUCUUUGCAGACAGAAGAGGAAGGUAACAUCCAACUGGUUGAUCUGUCCUUUGUGAUUUCCAAUCCCCCUCCAUGUUUGAUGUCCAGUCCCUUUAUCCUAGCCUCAUUUCUGAGAGGGGCUGGUAUUGUCUUGACUUCUUCUCAGGAGGCUGAUGAUGGUGAGAGAUAUGAAGAACAAGUAGUAUUUCAACCAGAAAAUUGCCAAGAGUAUUUGGGAAUUUUGGAAGCUCUUCUCACAGUGCUUGUGAAAGGUAUGUCUUAGAACAGCUUCGGCCACUCAUAAUGUGUAGCAGUUGCAGUAUUAAGUGAAGGGCUAAAUUGAUUUAGGUUAGCGGCCACUGACUCAGGUUUGCCAAGGUCUCCGCGCUUAAGGUAAAUUCAACGGAGAAAAAACUUUGCGAUUACAUUCUAACAGGCGCGGGCCCGAGUUAAAAAUCGUCCUAACUUUUGAAAUAGGCUACAGAACAGUAGCCCUUUGAAUUAUUGCUAAUUUCUUUCUGGCCACAGAAUUGAGGAAGAUGUUUUUUUAAAACAGUUUGAAACUGCCAUACGCACUUUGAAAUAAAACUGAUUUUAACUCUCACUUAGGUGUUGUAACAGAAGAGCAGGGAAAAUGCGUUUCCCAGCUUCUUGCUACAGAAGUAGUCUCUCUACAAGAACUGGUACGUGAUUUUCAUCCCAAGACCUCACCCAAAAUAAUCAGAUAUACAGUUUACAAAGCUUUCGAUAAUUUACAACUUCUAAUACUCUGGCGCCAUCGAUUCAGUCAGUGUAGCGUUGUCUAGUCAAAAGUUUUUUUGUAUUUAACGGAAGCUUUCAGUUUUCAGACUUUCAGUCUCAGGCAUCUUUUUUAUGUGAAAAUGAGUUUUGACAAUAUGUAUUUUUAUACAGAGACAACCACCUUAAAAUAAUUUUACAUUGCUUUGCCAAAAGGAAACCCAUUUUCAUAAUCUACGAAGCCGCGUGCGGAAAAAGGGGUGUGUAUGGAGAUAGUUUUUUGAUUAAUUGAACAACUGGAAAACCACUUGAAAGCUGUCGAAUGUAACCAAAUAGUUGUUAUCAGUCAACUGAAAAAAUAACUUUCUUUCAAUUCUGUUUGUUUUUUUGUGUUUUAGUUUUACACGCAGAUGGGCUGCAUAUGCUCGCCAUGGAAAAGCCUAGACCCAUGCGAAAAGCCUUUGUCGGAAUUAUGGAAAAAUCCCUCAAGGACAAGAAAUUUCCUGAAAAGCCUGGGACUUCAAGAGAUUUACCAAGGAAACCAAGUGGUUGUUAUCUGCCCCGAGGACUGCCAGUUACUGAACAUUUUAGCGUUAUUUUUCGGAAACAUUGACUAA
Pocillopora meandrina is the source of this 7175-nucleotide messenger RNA. Lineage: Eukaryota; Metazoa; Cnidaria; Anthozoa; Scleractinia; Pocilloporidae. The record is from the annotation of a GenBank genome assembly.